Staurois parvus is the source of this 390-nucleotide messenger RNA. NCBI's taxonomy places the organism in Eukaryota, Metazoa, Chordata, Amphibia, Anura, Ranidae. The record is from the annotation of a GenBank genome assembly.
AUGGUGUUGGAUUCCAUGAAGGUGAUCGGCUUCACCGAGGAGGAGGUGGACUCCGUGUACAAGAUCCUGGCUGCCAUUCUACACCUGGGCAAUCUGUGUUUUGAGAUGGACAGUGACUGCGUGGUUCUGGAGGAUGAGGACCUGGUCCAGUAUAUCGCUGAGUUGACGUGUUGCAACCCUGAAGCAGUACGAAAGACCCUACUAUUCCGCACAGUGGCUGCAGGAGGGGGAGAGAUCAUCGAGAAGGGACAUGGCGUUAAAGAAGCAGCCUAUGCCAGAGAAGCCUGUGCCAAGGCGUUCUACGAAAGGCUUUUCUGUUGGAUUGUUGGGCGUAUCAACAGCAUUAUUGAGGUGAAGAAUUACGAUGCCAGGAUUCAUGGCAAGAAUACG